GUUUACGCUGACGUCAAUCACAUGCGCCACAUGCAUGUUCUUUAAUUGUAAGCGACUUCUUCGACAGGCACGUUUCAGGUUAAUCAUAUUAUUCUAUUUGCGAUAUAGUGAAAGGAACGACUGAAAUGGCACAUAAUCCAUCUGAUGUGUGUGAAAUGCAGCUUAAUGGAGUCUCAGAGGUGAUGGAUCUGCUUCACAUAGACGUGGACAUUGAUAUGAUGAAAGGCAAGCCUGGGAAAGAAGACCUGCUGCAUUCUAGGAACGUGUUGAGGAAGCAGCGAAACUGGGAGAGGCAGCUCGCUGCAAAAAAGAGCAAGAGGAAAGAAGAAAAGCAGAGGAGGAAGCUCAAUCGCGAACAGGAGUCAGCAGGUGCUACAGGUAGCCCUCAGUUUACCAAACGGGUCAUGAAGGCGAUCACCAAAGAGCGUUUAGCUGAAGCCCAGCGUACAGGACUUAAACUGUGUGUUGACCUGAGUAUGACAGAUUGCAUGUCUGACAAAAUCAGUGUUUGUUUAAUGCAGGAAGUAGGUCGGCUGGCUGGGCAGUUAAGAAGGAUGUACGGGUCAAAUAAAAAGGCAGCUCGACCUUUUCACCUGUUUCUGACCGAACUACAAGAGGACAGUCGUCUCUACAGAGAGUGUGUUCGAAUGAACGAAGGCUUCCUCAACUAUAAGAUAGACAUAACAGAGGAGAGUUGUCUGGACCUGUUUCCUCCAGAGAAACUAGUCUACCUGUCACCAGAUGCUGAAGAAGCUUUAGAAACAGUAGAUGCAGACAAGGUGUAUGUCCUCGGUGGUCUGGUGGAUGAAAGCAUCCAGAAGAAGUUGAGCUUCUCUCGCGCCAGAGAGCUGAACAUCUGCACAGUAAGGCUGCCUAUUGAUGAGUACAUGGUGAAGAAAAACAACACCAAGAACUUCCACUCAAAGAUCCUGGCAGUUAAUCAAGUGCUUGACAUCUUGUUGACCUUCUGUGAUACUGGCAGCUGGAUAGAUGCUCUGCAGGCAUGGUUCCCUCAGGGGAAGGGUUAUGUCGUUACACAAGAUGAGUCCUCAGCUAAGUCUGCAACAUGACGUUUGAUUAGUGUUGCACUUUUCACUUAUAUGUGCAACAGACGUGAAGUGACGAUAAGAAGACAGACUAUGAGUGAGUCGAACCAGUGCCUGAUUAACGGUCCAUUACAAGCUGCUGCUGGAGAUAUUUAUUAAUGUUCAUCUGACUUCAGGAGUGUACAUUAAUAAAUCAGGUUAACGUAUCAAUUAUUUAGUUUUUCCACUUGUCAGAAGUUUUUUGUUCGGAAGGAUUUUAAAUUCCUCUAUUAUAGUAGAUCUUUAUGUGCCUUCCUGCAGAAAUGCUUUGCUUCCUAAAUAUACGGUGUUACAGUGUACAGCUGUUGAUCCUGAAAUAUCUGUGCAACAACACCAAUGUGAAUGAGUUUUUUUUCAACACCAGAACAGGUUUGACAUAAAACGAGCAAUAUGUGCUUGAAUUGAGUUAUAGCCAUCAGACAAGACAAGCAAAGCUGACAGAGGAAAUGAGUUUGCAAUUGGCAGCUUUUCCUGAAGCUACUAAUAUUAAGUCCAAACAAUAGGCCGAUACAGCACCAGGAAUGUAUAAACGAGAAAAUAAAAUGAAAAUAAAACUCUUAGAUGGGACCAAAUCAACCGCUGGGUACAUUCUUAAAAGAAAAGAAAGCAAAGUGAGGUGAAUGUUGGCAUGAAACUGUCUUUGAUAAAGAAAAAUCCCUUCACAACAUGAACAGAAGCUAAUGAUGAUCUACAAUCAAGAGAUGCUUUCAUGAAUGUAAAUUAAAAAAUACAUUUUUUAGAGGACAUUGUGUUGUUGCAGUGUCAUGUGUGGCUGCAACAUGCUCACUGGGAUGUGACCAGUAAAUGCCUUAUCUGCCUUAUCUCAACCCAGGAGAGCAGAUAAUGACUUAUUGUAGGUUGGCACAGUACACUGUAGUUCUGGGAAAUGAAAAUCAUAAUUAUUAUUGUUUUAGAUACGUGGAUGUGUUGGUGUUGGUGAUUUAUGAAAGUGAGAUUCUAUUGAAGAGACUUUAAAGGUCUGUUGUUUGGUUCCCAGAUUCACUAGAGUUCACCAGGCUCUGCCUCAGAGUAUCAGAAUUAUUUGUUUGUUUGUCUAAAGAGCCCCUUUCUCUCACGUUUCCUCAAAAUCACUGCUCUGGAAACUUUUCAUAUUUAAUGAAUAAUUUUUAUGUCUAAUUCAUCUGACCCCUUGGUGUCGUGUUUAAACUAUUUGUUGGAACUGAAAGAAUAAAACACGCUCCUCUUGUUAGUGCAGGUCUCAAACAUC
This is a messenger RNA of Betta splendens (Siamese fighting fish), 2313 nucleotides long. It is a transcript of the gene trmt10b, whose product is annotated as tRNA methyltransferase 10B. Lineage: Eukaryota; Metazoa; Chordata; Actinopteri; Anabantiformes; Osphronemidae. Gene Ontology annotation, molecular function: tRNA binding. Gene Ontology annotation, biological process: tRNA N1-guanine methylation. The coding region runs from base 126 to 1070 and encodes 314 amino acids. Gene Ontology annotation, cellular component: nucleoplasm; nucleus. The record is from RefSeq and is a predicted model, not a curated record. The transcript has 9 exons.